AUGAACAGUCCAGUCACAUCCAUCAAGCUGGUCUUGCUGGGAGAGGCUGCCGUGGGCAAAAGUUCGAUCGUUUUGAGGUUUGUUUCGAACGAUUUUGCUGAAAACAAAGAGCCUACCAUAGGGGCAGCUUUCCUCACACAGCGAGUCAACAUGGGCGACCACACGAUCAAGUUCGAAAUCUGGGACACUGCAGGGCAGGAACGGUUCGCGUCACUCGCUCCAAUGUACUAUAGAAACGCACAGGCCGCACUGGUGGUGUACGACGUAACAAAGCCGCAGUCGUUCAUCAAGGCGCGCCACUGGGUCAAGGAACUGCAUGAACAGGCCUCCAAAGACAUAGUUAUUGCAUUGGUGGGCAACAAACUCGAUAUGAUCGAGUCGGGAGCAGAAAGAAAAGUGGCGCGCGAAGAAGCCGAAAACUUGGCGCAACAGGAAGGUCUGCUAUUCUUCGAAACUAGUGCAAAGACUGGUAGUAACGUCAACGAAGUGUUUUUGGGUAUUGGUCAGAAAAUUCCGCUGAAAACAGCACAGAACCAAACACAAGGCGCUGGGCGUGGGUCAUCUGGCUUGCGUAUCAAUGACGACUCCCGCGUCGACCUCAGAUCCUCGGGCGAUCAGUCGGCCUCAGGUAGCACUUGCAAUUGCUGA
Molecule: messenger RNA, 648 nt
Organism: Lachancea meyersii CBS 8951
Lineage: Eukaryota; Fungi; Ascomycota; Saccharomycetes; Saccharomycetales; Saccharomycetaceae
Source: the annotation of a GenBank genome assembly